Molecule: messenger RNA, 762 nt
Organism: Dreissena polymorpha
Lineage: Eukaryota; Metazoa; Mollusca; Bivalvia; Myida; Dreissenidae
Product: perlucin-like protein
Exons: 5
Coding region: 69-599 (176 amino acids)
Source: RefSeq, a predicted model, not a curated record
UUAUUGACUUUAACGUGAUGUAAAACCAACGUGUGUUCCUUAUCACUGUAACUAGACUCGGUCAACAUAUGCAAGUUGUGAAAAACUGUCUAUUCGCAUUCUCUCCCCAAGAUAAAGGCAUCAUGGUUAAAACGUGUUUAACAGGAUUGAUCUUGCUGUUUGGUUUAGCACAUUCCAGCGCACAGUGUCCGAACGGAUGGAAGACAUAUGAUACCAGUUGCUACCUGUUCGGACACACAUCAUAUUCCUUCCAUGAAUCACAGUUGUUUUGUCUUCAUUUUGGGGCAAAUCUGGUCAACAUUGAAUCCAGCAUCGAAAACGCGUUUAUACGUGGGGAGUUGAUGACUCUUAAAGCUCCACGACACUGGAUUGGUCUCACGGACGAGGUGAGUGAAGGCAUCUGGACACUUUACCCGUCCGAAAAAGUUGCCACCUUCUUAGAUUGGAGCCAUUGGAGCCAACCCAACGACGGCAUUUACGCAAACUGUGCUGCAUUCUUCGCAGGAGAUCAUGACUACCACUGGGUUGAUGAACCGUGCGGCAGAGAGUUCAAUCCAAUAUGCGAAAUGCCGGUCAACCAUCCUCAUAUUGUAGGAUAGUGCACCGUCAAAGAAAGACUCUACCAGCAAUUGAUUCUUCACCCUUUACAGUAUUUUCUGUAACCACAUUGAACGUGUAAUUGUCGAUGUAUUUAUCUUCUUUAAUAAUCAGCAAAACCAAAAAUGAAAAGGGUACAAAGCUAUAAACAUACAUCAAGUCUAA